CCCACUGCUGUCCCCAGUGCCCCCCGCGUCCCCUUGCCCCCCGUGCGCGCAGGGCUGGAGCGCAGCGCAGAGGAGGCGGAGGCGCGGCAAGUGCAGGUGGCGGCCGGGCAGGGGGCGUCCGGGCGGGGGCGGGCCGCGAGAGGCGACCGCAGACAUCCGGGCCCUUCCGCCCAGUGCGCCCCCGAGCCGGUGGCGCGGGGCGCGGGGCUGCCAGGCGCGGUACGGGAGGCGGGGCGCGGGGAGGGCGGGAGGGCGGAGCUGCCCCGGCGCCCGCUCCACACUCGCCGGCUCGGCCCCGCCACGAGACUCUGACAGCCGCCUGGCCGCCCGGAGCGCAGCGAGCUCGGCCGCCCGGUGGACGCGAGCCCCGAGGCGCGGAGCCAAGUGAGGGGGGCGCGCUGAGGUGUCCCCCUGACAGUAAGCUGGGAGCUAAGGACAGGACGUCUGACCACCCCUGAGGUGUGGACCAGCCAGGAAGGCAAGAAGGGAUGGCACAGAGCUGAGAGGCACCCACAGCCCUUCGGACCUGGAGCCUGCAGGCAGGAGAGCAGCACCUGGCGGGGAGACUCAAGAAUCGCUGUCAUGUGUACCAUGUAAUGACAGGAAAUGAGCAGGUGUGCAGAGACUCGGCUGCCCUGAAAUUGAAGACGAAGGCAACGGUGCCUGGCUCUGGCUGAGACCAUGGCCAAUGACAUUGACGAGCUCAUCGGCAUCCCCUUCCCCAACCACAGCAGCGAGGUCCUGUGCAGCCUGAAUGAGCAACGGCAGGACGGCCUGUUGUGUGACGUGCUGCUGGUGGUGCAGGAGCAGGAGUACCGCACCCACCGAUCAGUGCUGGCCGCCUGCAGCAAGUACUUCAAGAAGCUCUUCACAGCUGGCGCCUUGGCCAGCCAGCCCUACGUCUACGAGAUCGACUUUGUGCAGCCCGAGGCUCUGGCCGCCAUCCUGGAGUUUGCCUACACCUCCACCCUCACCAUCACCGCUGCCAAUGUCAAGCACAUCCUCAACGCCGCCAGGAUGCUGGAGAUCCAGUGUAUUGUGAAUGUGUGCCUGGAGAUCAUGGAGCCGGGUGGGGAUGGGGGCGAGGAAGAUGACAAGGAGGACGAUGAUGACGAUGAGGAGGAUGAGGACGAGGAGGACGAAGAGGAGGAGGAAGAAGAGGAGGAGGAGGAAGAGGAUGACACAGAGGAUUUCGCUGACCAGGAGAACCUGACUGAUCCCCAGGACAUCAACUGUCACCAAAGCCCUUCCAAGAGCGACCACCAGGCCUAUUCAGACACCCCCAGGGACUACCCAGACUCCUUCCAGGCCAGCAGCCCAGGCCACCUGGGCGUGAUUCGGGACUUCUCCAUCGAGUCUCUGCUGCGGGAGAACCUCUACCCCAAAGCCAACAUCCCCGACAGGAAAGCCUCCCUCUCUCCCUUCGCCCCUGACUUCUUCCCGCACCUCUGGCCGGGGGACUUUGGUGCCUUUUCCCAGCUGCCCGAGCAGCCCCUGGACAGCGGCCCCCUGGACCUGGUUAUCAAGAACCGAAAGAUCAAAGAGGAGGAGAAGGAGGAGCUGCCCCCGGCGCCCCCGCCCCCUUUCCCCAAUGACUUCUUCAAGGACAUGUUCCCUGACCUGCCCGGGGGGCCACUGGGCCCCAUCAAGGCGGAGAAUGACUACGGUGCCUAUCUCAACUUCCUGAGUGCCACCCACCUGGGUGGCCUCUUCCCGCCCUGGCCGCUGGUGGAGGAGCGCAAGCUGAAGCCCAAGGCCUCUCAGCAGUGCCCCAUCUGCCACAAAGUCAUCAUGGGGGCCGGGAAGCUGCCGCGGCACAUGCGGACGCACACUGGGGAGAAGCCAUACAUGUGCACCAUCUGUGAGGUCCGCUUUACCAGGCAGGACAAACUCAAGAUCCAUAUGCGGAAGCACACAGGGGAGCGGCCCUACCUGUGCAUCCACUGCAACGCCAAGUUCGUGCACAACUACGACCUCAAGAACCACAUGCGCAUCCACACGGGCGUGCGGCCCUACCAGUGCGAGUUCUGCUACAAGAGCUUCACGCGCUCCGACCACCUUCACCGCCACAUCAAGCGCCAGAGCUGCCGCAUGGCCCGGCCCCGCCGGGGCCGCAAGCCCGCCGCCUGGAGGGCCGCCAGCCUGCUCUUUGGGCCUGGGGGAGCGGCCCCCGACAAGGCCUUCGUCAUGCCCCCCGCGCUGGGCGAGGUGGGCGGCCACCUGGGCAGCGCAGCCGUGUGCCUCCCGGGCCCCAGCCCUGCCAAGCACUUCCUGGCGGCACCCAAGGGCGCCCUGAGCCUGCAGGAGCUGGAGCGACAGUUUGAGGAGACGCAGAUGAAGCUGUUUGGCCGCGCCCAGUUGGAGGCCGAGAGGAACGCGGGGGGCCUCCUGGCUUUCGCACUGGCCGAGAACGUGGCCGCUGCCCGGCCCUACUUCCCCCUGCCCGACCCCUGGGCUGCAGGCCUCGCCGGUCUCCCGGGCCUCGCUGGUCUCAACCAUGUGGCCUCCAUGUCCGAAGCCAACAACUAGGCUGGGCCUUGUCCAUUCUGCGGACAGCAGCCUUGUCCCCAGUCCCACUGGGCCACCUUGGACUUCUCGUUCCUGAUGGCAGAGGGGAAAUGGAAAAGUAGCUUGAAGGUGGCAAGGGGUGGCCCCGGGCUCCCUCUGGCUGGUGUCCGAGAUGGGCCUGGCCAUUCCCUGGCUCCCCGUGCAAACUCCAUGUCACCCAGGCCAUCACAGUCUACGUCCCCUGGGUGCUUAGGUGCUGGGUGGUGGAUGGGUAGGUGGGAAAGCAGGCCAGUGGAUGCUGGGAUGGGGGGGUCCCCCUAGAAGGGGUCCCACACACCCCCAUUAAGCCCCACUGUCUGUGAUAUGCUUUUGGGGGGUUACUUUCAGUCUCCAUCAGUCCAGGGGCCUUGUGGGAAGUACCUGAUUGGCAGGGAGGGCCCUGGGAUUCCACUGUAUCCCCCUCUGUCCUGUGACCUUGGACAGAUCAGUGCUCUGUACCCAAGUGUCACUGCCAUGAAAGAGGCCUGUCACUUUUCUUUCCUCUGCUGCAUUACACACACACACACACACACACACACAUACACACACAGAGACAUAUGCAAACACAUACACGGAGGCACAGAGACACACACAUACACAGAGACACAAACACACAGAGACACUAACGUGCACAGAGACAGAUACAGACACAUGCAAACAUAUAGAUACACACAGAGAUACAUAUAAACACAUAUAGAUAUAUACAUAUAGGCACAUAAAGAUAUACACAGAGAUACACACAAGCAUAAGGACACACAGACACAAACACACAGUGACACAUACCCUGUCCCUCCAAGGAGAACUACAGAGAGUGGAGGAGUCGAGGCCAGGGAAGCCUUCUGUCUCCCGUCCACCUCUGUUGACCACGGUGAGAAUGUGGCCACAUCAGAUGGAAUGGCAGAGGGAUAGAUCCUCCUCUCCUCUAUAGGCACAUCUGGGCCCCCCAGCUCUGCACAUCCCCUCCAGUGCUCUACAGUCUCCGUGACUUCCUAGGGGCCAACAGGGAAGGGGUGGGGUGUACCCCCUUGGCCCUUAGUGAUAGCUCCCCUACCCCAAUUAUCUGUCUUCCCAGCUCCGACGUUUGCUCCUUGAGGCUUGAGCUUCUGGGGGCUUGUGCAUGACUGAUCCUAAGUCCUCCCUCCCUCGCUCCUUCCUCUAGGAGGAAGCUAGGGGUUUCCCUCACUUGGUGUGGGGGUGCAAGGCUCUGACCUGAGGCUGUCCUUGGUUGUGGAAUCCUAGCAGAUCCCUGGCUGGAAGACAGCUCUGCUGGCCCAGUGCCUUUCUGCUCUGCUCUCCCCACCCCUGCACUCUCUCCCUGUCCUGGCUGAGCCUGCUUUUAUUUCUCAAGUAGACCUAGCAGAGAGGACAGGGCACCUGCACAGAGAGCCCUGGGCUGGUGUCCCCGAGCCCAGAGCAGUGGACAAAGAGACUUGGAUCCUUCCUCUCACCUUGGCUUCAUCCUGAGAAGACACAAACAAAAAGGCCAGAGGAGACCUCAGACUCUGUCACUGCUGCAGCUCUCAGGAGAGACCCCAACUCUGAGCACCACCCCACAUGUCCUUCCCGCCUAAGACAGUGUGCCUGUGCCCUGUGUCUUCAGACGCCAUCUUCUGGGCUGCCAUCUCUUACACCUCCACCCCCACCCCAUCUCCAGUACAGACAUCUGCUUCUGGGAGCUCCCUGUCGUGUUCCUUCCCUCAGCCUGGGGCUGGGCUUGAACCAAACUUUCACAGAAAACAAGGGGAAAUCAACACAUUGGAACCCAGUGGUGUUGGGCUUCAGUUUUUACUUUGUAAAGGUAAUGACUUCUUAUAAACUCAAUUUUUCAAAUGACCAGUUAGUUCUUUUAUUUUUGUCUUCUUUUGGCUGCAAUUUGGAGUUGUACAUUGUAAAAUAUCCAAAGAUGUUGAGUACUGUAUGAUGAAGAACUUGAAGCAAAUGGGUCAUGGGCAUAGGGGCUGGUUGUGUUCUGUUUCCUUUCAAUUUUUUUUUUUUUGAUGCUUUGAUUUCCCUGUCUGUCUGUGGGAGGACUUUGGGGUUUUUUCUAUUUAUAACUCUUUUUUUUUAUGUGAUUGCUUUAUGUAAAAAUGACACUCAACAAAAGUUUGCCUUAGUGAUUCAAGAGACAAUCUUCCAUAACUUUGGUUGCACGUCACAUCCCACUGAGAGAAAAAAAAAAAAAACAGAGCUAAUUUUCUGGCCUAUUUAUUAAACAGUAUUAAUUGACUUGGUAGCAUCACAUUGAGGGUUGCAUGUCUGUGAGGCGACAGGCGAGAGUCGGUCUGGAGGUGUUUGUUGCAUGAUGUUCUGGCUGCUGGGUUUCAUAGACUUAGAACAACAUCAAGACACCUUUACAAAAAUACACCAACCUUGGGGCUGGCAGCAGCACACCUGGUCGAGCACACACAUUACAGUGUGAGAGGGACCUAUUCAAGCACCGGGUCCCCACUUGUGGGGUGGGGGCAGGGGUCUGAAUGGUGAAGCAGAGCUGCAGGUAUCUCACUUUCUCCUUCCCUCUCAAUUUCUGUCUAAUUCUAUCAAAAAUAGAGGAAAAUUACUUUUAAAAAUACACCAGCCUUUACCCUGCACUGUCAACUGCAGGAAAGAGCUUUAAGUAAUAGAGAACACAACUCUCAGUUCCCUCGCACCCGUGCAGCCUGUGGCGUGUGAGCAGAGGAACAUCUGGCAGGUGCUGAGCGGAUUAGACCAGCUGGUCCUACCAGCUCCCUGGUCUGGCAUCCACAACCACCGCCAGCUGACUUGGCUGCCAUAUUGGCUUCCCUCUAGAGGUGGGGUUGGGUGGUGGCACACCCCAUAGAGUGUACACGUUACCUUGUGUAAAAAGCUGGGUUCAAGUCCCCAGUUCCCACCUGCAGGGAGAAAGCAGUCAAGUCAUGCUGCAGGUGUCUCUCUUUCACCCCUCUCUCUCUCUAGCUCCCCCUUCCCUCUCUAUCUCUCUUAGUGUCUAUCCAAUAAAUAAAUCGUAAAACAUGUUUCUGAAAGAGAGAUGGACUUGGGCCUCUUCUGUUCACCCUUCCUUCCUGGCUUCUUUCCUUCUUCCCUCUCUCCUCCCAACGAAGAGGCUCGAACCCAGUGCACAGGAAGAUGCACUUUAUCCCUGAGCUGCCUCCCUGGCCUGAUUCCUUUAGCACCUGAGCCUCUUCUGCUGCUGGAGAAAAGCUUGAUCCUAAAGGUGAGGAGAUAGAAUUCUGUUCCUGCUAAAUGCAGCUCUGCUCAAAGCCCAGGUUACAGAGCCCAGGGAAGCUGUUCUUUGAGCCGCCCUUUCUGGCUAACACCAGAACCUUUUUUUCUGUUUCAGUCCCCUUCCUUACCAGAGCAAACUUCCAUAUAAACUGAAGGUAGCGCUUCCUGAGAGAGGACGAAGAACAGAUCUGGGCUGUGUUUCUGAGCUGAGUGUCCUCGGGCUAAUUGCUUCUCUACUCUGGUCCUCUCUUCCCACAGCUCUAAUAACAGAAGGGGUUCAAUACAUUAGAGCAUCUCCAAGUUCUCUAGCCAAACACCCCUCAGCAUAGAGGGACAGUCAGUUGGGGAGUUGGCAUCAGACGAGAGAAAUAGCCUAAGUGGAAAAGCAGCCUUCCCACAGUGUGAAGCCCCUCUUGACUGUCUCAUGUUCAAGUUUUGAAAUUCAGGCUUGUACGUUCCAUUGCAUAAUAUGUAUGCAUUUGGCUUAUAAAAAAUAUUGUUUCAAACUGUU
Molecule: messenger RNA, 6262 nt
Organism: Erinaceus europaeus (western European hedgehog)
Lineage: Eukaryota; Metazoa; Chordata; Mammalia; Eulipotyphla; Erinaceidae
Gene: ZBTB7C
Product: zinc finger and BTB domain containing 7C
Exons: 5
Coding region: 682-2529 (615 amino acids)
Biological process (GO): regulation of transcription by RNA polymerase II
Molecular function (GO): RNA polymerase II cis-regulatory region sequence-specific DNA binding; DNA-binding transcription factor activity, RNA polymerase II-specific; protein binding
Source: RefSeq, a predicted model, not a curated record